CGCGGGGCCCAGCCAGGGGCGAGGAGGAAGCGGGCGCUGAGGCGGCGGCUGGGGGUGGCUGGCAGGAGCUCCUCUCCUGGAAAAGCUGCCGAGCAGGGAGGGAGCCGCGGGCUGUACCGCUGCGGCCCCGGCGGGGCGGUGCUGGCGGUGGGCACGGACCGAGCCCGUCCUGGGAGCAUGCGGCGGCAGGAGGAGGAGGAGUGAAGAGCUGUGGCAGCGCCUCCGCUGAGAGCGGACUCCGGGAGGAAGAUGGAGCCCUUUCCGAGCGUGCCUCCCCUGUCUUCUACCUCUUUUGCUGGCCAUGCAGCUGCACAUGCCAUGGCUGGGGUUGGAGCUGUGUACUGAUUGACUGCUACCUUUUGGAGUGGUUAAGAUAUCGAGUCCCGUUACCCAGGAAUAUGAUUGAAAACAGUAUGUUUGAAGAGGAGCCCGAUGUGGUUGACCUGGCAAAGGAGCCUUGUUUACAUCCACUGGAACCUGAUGAAGUGGAAUAUGAGCCAAGAAGCUCCCGUCUCUUGGUGCGUGGCCUUGGAGAGCAUGAAAUGGAUGAUGAUGAAGAGGAUUAUGAGUCAUCAGCAAAAUUGUUGGGGAUGUCCUUCAUGAAUAGAAGCUCGGGUCUGCAGAGUAACAUGUCUGUAUAUAGGCAAAAUCCAAAUGGAUCAUGCUCAGUGCCCUCUACGAGGACUAUGGUGGUUUGCACAGUUGUUUUUGUGAUUGCAUUUUCAUUAAUAAUAGUGAUUUAUCUUCUUCCCAAGUGUACAUUUACCAAAGAAGGCUGCCAUAAAAAAAAUCAUACAAUGGAACUAAUAUACCCUUUGGCAACCAAUGGAAAACUAUUUCCAUGGGCAAAAAUUAGACUUCCUCCUGAUGUUGUACCACUGCACUAUGAUCUUGUCUUGCAGCCAAAUUUAACUACUCUGAAAUUUUCAGGCUCUGUAAAAAUAGUGGUCAACAUCCUUCACGUAACUCGGAAGAUUGUACUUCACAGUUCAGGCCUUAAUAUCACCAAGGCAAUGAUUACUUCAGCACAAGGGCAUCAAGCAAAGCCAGUUGAAUUCCUGGAAUAUCCAUUGCAUGAUCAGAUUGCACUCAUUGCUCCAGAGGCUCUCCUUGCAGGACAGAAUUAUACUGUCAAUAUGGAAUAUUCAUCUAAUUUAUCAGACACCUACUAUGGCUUCUACAAAAUUUCUUACGAGGAUGAGAAGUCUAAGCAGAGGUGGUUUGCAGCAACUCAGUUUGAACCUCUGGCAGCAAGGUCUGCUUUUCCAUGCUUUGAUGAACCAGCACUUAAAGCUACAUUUUUAAUCAAGAUCAAAAGGGAUGAGAAACUUUCCACUCUGUCAAAUAUGCCAAAGAAAGCCACUAUACCUGUGACAAACGGAAUUGUUCAGGAUGAGUUUUUUGUGAGUUUGAAGAUGAGUACCUAUCUAGUAGCUUUUGUUGUUGCAGACUUGAAAAACAUCAGCAGGAUAACUAAUGGGACUCUGGUAUCUGUCUAUGCCAUUCCGCAGCAUCUAAACCAAGCUGGGCAUGCCCUAGACAUAACAGUGAAGCUUCUGAAAUUUUACCAAAAGUACUUCUUCAUGAAAUACCCUCUUGAAAAAUUAGAUCUGGUAGCAAUUCCUGAUUUUCAGGCUGGUGCAAUGGAAAACUGGGGCUUAAUCACCUUCCGAGAAACUGCACUCUUAUUUGACAACAACACUUCUUCAGUGAGGGAUAAAAAGCUAAUAACAUCAGUGAUAGCACAUGAGCUUGCCCAUCAGUGGUUUGGCAAUCUAGUAACUAUGGAAUGGUGGAAUGAUCUCUGGCUGAAUGAAGGAUUUGCCACUUUCAUGGAAUACUUCGCCAUGGAAGAGGUUUUUCCAGAAUUGCAUUCAGAUGAAGAUUUCCUUAAUUUAAUUUUCAAGGCUAUGAUGAAGGAUGUCUUGAAUUCUUCACAUCCAGUCUCUUCUGCUGUUCAGUCUUCAGAGCAAAUCGAAGAAAUGUUUGAUGCUCUUUCUUAUAUCAAGGGGGCUUCCCUUCUUUUGAUGCUGAAGCAUUAUCUCAGUAAGGAUGUUUUCCAAGCUGGCAUUGAGGUAUACUUGCAUAAUCACAGCUACGGAACUGCUCAGAGCGAUGAUCUGUGGGACAGCAUGAAUGAGAUUACCAAUGGAACAUUAGAUGUAAAAAAAAUGAUGAAGACUUGGAUUGGGCAUAAAGGAUUUCCUUUAGUCACUGUUGUCCGAAAGGGAAAGAUUAUUUCAGUACAACAAGAGAAAUUUUUGUAUCGUGUGGAACCAGAGAAUUGGACAUCAGAUGCAAGUUACCUGUGGCAUAUUCCUCUCACUUACAUAACAAAUAGGUGCAACUUCACCCAUUGUACUAAUGCCUAUUUACUGGAUCAGAAGUCAGCUGUCAUUGAACUUCCAGAAGAGGUGGAAUGGGUAAAAUUCAAUGUGGACAUGAACGGCUAUUACAUAGUACACUAUGCUGAAGACUGGAAAACACUGAUUGAUCUGUUGAAAAAAAACCACACUGCUCUGAGUCCUAAAGACAGAGCAAAUUUGAUCAACAAUAUCUUCAACCUUGCACGUCUAGGAAGAGAGUCUCUGGAAAAGGCCUUUCAAUUGAUUGAUUACCUCAAUGAAGAGAACAGCACUGCACCACUUACUCAAGCUUUGUUUCAGCUGAGUCUUAUAUACAGCCUUUUAGACAAAAAGGGUGAACAACAACUGGCAGCACGGGUCAUGCAUAGGAUAGAGCACUUGCUUGGAGAUAAAAUUGAUCAACAGCACUGGACAGAUGAUGGGACCCUGUCUGAACGAGAGCUCCGGUCAGCACUGCUAUCUUUUGCCUGCACUCAUGAUAUAAGAAACUGUAGAACAACUGCUGCCAAGAUGUUUGAGACAUGGAUGAAGUCUAAUGGAACAAUAAGUCUGCCUAGUGAUGUUAUGAAAGCCAUAUUUGCAGUUGGAGCCAAGUCUAACGAUGGCUGGGAAUUCCUCCUGAAGAUGUACUUCAGUUCAGUUUCUGAAGCAGAGAAAAGCAAAAUGAUUGAAGCCUUGGCCAGCACAGAAGAUGCCAGAAAGCUAAUCUGGCUAAUGAAGAACAGUCUUGAAGGAGAAAUCAUCAGGUCACAGGAGCUCUCACAUAUCAUAGCAACUGUUAGCCAGAGUUUGCCUGGAUAUUUGCUGGCCUGGGACUUCGUCAAAGAGAACUGGGAAAAACUUACACGAAAAUUUCACCUAGGCUCAUAUACUAUCCAGAAUAUCGUUAGCUGGUCAACUUCUCAGUUUGCAACAAAGGCACAUCUACUUGAGGUCAAGUCUUUUUUUGAGUCAAAGUCAGAGGAGAGUUCUCAACUACGUUGUGUUAAAGAGGCAAUUGACACAAUUCAGCUCAAUAUCCAGUGGAUGGAGAGAAAUUUGGCAAAGCUACAAGAACUGCUGUAGUGCAUAUAAUACUGUGCUGUGUCAGCCAUUUAGGAGCUCUGUGAGCAGUUACUGAGUUUCAUUUGCAAAAGCCAGGGUGAAACCAGGCAUCACUGCAACAUUGCACUAUUAAGGAAUCUAGAUAGCUCAGGGCAUGUCUCAGAUAAAUUUUUAUUUUCCUUGAAGCAUUUUGAGCAAUAUGUAAGUAUUUACCCUGAAACUGUUUUCAUCUGUAGACCAAACAUCUGCACAAAUGAUUAAAUAUUAUUUUAUAAGUGGAACUUACGCUGUUUCCUUUGGAGUUGUGUUACAGUUUCUUGGCAGUGGGUUAAUACUGACAGGUAUGAAAGAAAGCGUUACCAUGAACUGUUACUUCUUUGCAGACUGCUCAUUGAGCAGUAGAUUUUUUUCUUAAUGCGGAACUGUGUGUGGUUUCCAUAUUUGUAGGUCUAGAAGCUGUUGUGAAACAGAAUUGUAUUUCAGAUAUGUAAGUAAUAGUGAAUGUUAUAAAGUUCAAGAGGUGAAAUAAAUACAAUUAUAAUUCCA
Oenanthe melanoleuca is the source of this 3956-nucleotide messenger RNA. RefSeq names its product leucyl and cystinyl aminopeptidase (gene LNPEP). The transcript has 19 exons. NCBI's taxonomy places the organism in Eukaryota, Metazoa, Chordata, Aves, Passeriformes, Muscicapidae. The record is from RefSeq and is a predicted model, not a curated record. Gene Ontology annotation, cellular component: cytoplasm. Gene Ontology annotation, biological process: proteolysis; peptide catabolic process. The coding region runs from base 399 to 3431 and encodes 1010 amino acids. Gene Ontology annotation, molecular function: metalloaminopeptidase activity; peptide binding; zinc ion binding.